This is a messenger RNA of Aspergillus puulaauensis, 1671 nucleotides long. Its product is annotated as sugar porter family MFS transporter. Gene Ontology annotation, cellular component: membrane. The transcript has 5 exons. Gene Ontology annotation, molecular function: carbohydrate:proton symporter activity. Gene Ontology annotation, biological process: transmembrane transport; carbohydrate transport. The record is from RefSeq and is a predicted model, not a curated record. Lineage: Eukaryota; Fungi; Ascomycota; Eurotiomycetes; Eurotiales; Aspergillaceae. The coding region runs from base 1 to 1671 and encodes 556 amino acids.
AUGGUUAGCGCAGGUGUACCUGAUACACUGGAUAAGGAGUCCGCUGUUCAUGCGGAACAUGCUGUGGAGAAUGCGCUCGCUAUCCUCUCGGCCCAGGUGCAGUACGACAAUGGAAGGAUCAAGGAUCUCGUCCGCUCUCCUUAUGUCUUUGGCGCCGCGAUGCUGGCAUCGUUUGGUGGAUUCUCAUUCGGCUACGACCAAGGUGUCAUCUCAUUGAUCCUAGUCAUGGACCAGUUCCGCGAGACCUACCCCGAGACAUCCCCAGAUAGCCCCAGAUACGGCUUCCAUACUGGCUUUAUGACGGCGAUGCUUGAGCUUGGUGCCUUUGUGGGCUGCUUGUUCUUUCCUGCAAUUGCGGACCGAAUCUCUCGAAAAUGGGGGCUCACUGUCGCGACUGUGUUUUUCGUUGUUGGUGCUAUUAUCCAGACUGCGGCCCCGGAUUACAAUACUCUUGUCGCUGGCCGAUUUAUUGGAGGUAUUGGUGUCGGCACUCUGGCUAUGGGGGCUCCCUUGUACAUCUCGGAGGUUGCACCUCCGACGUGGAGAGGUUCCCUGUUGGUCAUGGAGGCUAUUAGCAUCGUUAUUGGGGCCAUCGUGGCGUACUGGUUGACAUAUGGGACGAGAAUUAUUCCUGGAGACUGGGCUUUUAGACUGCCGUUUCUUCUACAAAUUAUCCCUGCGCUUGUCGUAGGCGGCGCAAUCCACUUCUUCCCAUUCUCCCCUCGCUGGCUGGCGAUGCGAGGCCGCAAUGGGGACAGUCUCGCAGCACUGGCACGCCUCCGACGCCGUCCUGAACAUGAUACCCAAGUUCAACUUGAAUGGAAGGGUAUCCUCGCCGAGAUUCGCUUCCAGGAAGAGAUGCUUGAGCGAGAAUACCCGAAUCAUAAGGACAAUCCUAUACGGACUGAUCUCCGGCAAUGGCUUGGUCUGUUCAACAAGAGAUACUUCCGUCGCACACUUGUCGCCCUGGCCAUCCCCUUCUUCCAGCAGUUCUCGGGUAUCAAUGCGUUUGUCUACUACGCGCCAACGUUCUUCGAAGCCCUCGGGCAAAAAAGAGAGACCUCGCUGAUUCUGUCGGGCAUGAUAAACAUCAUACAAAUGGUCGGUGGCAUCCCGACCAUGAUGUACCUCGAUAAAAUCGGUCGACGAACUCUUGCCAUCUGCGGUGGCAUCGCAAUGGCAAUACCCCAUCUUAUCAUGUCUGGCAUGAUGAAUCGUUUCAGUGCGAAUUGGCAUGCCCACCGAGGCGUGGGUUGGUUCUGCGUUGCGCUUAUCUACCUCUACGUCCUCUUCUUUGCAGCCUCAUACGGCCCACUCGCCUGGGUUCUACCUGCAGAAGUCUUCCCCAGCUCAAAGCGUGCAAAAGGUGUCGGGGCCGGAACAGCGAUGAUCUGGCUGGCGAAUUUCAUUAUCGGCGUGGUUGUUCCCGAGAUGCUGAUUUCGCUGGGUUGGGGGACGUUUUUGUUCUUUGGGUUGUUCUGUGUAGCUGCUGCAGUGUUUUCGUUUCUAUUUAUCCCUGAGACUUCGGGGAAGUCGCUGGAACAGGUUGCCGCAGUGUUUGGGGAUCAUCUUGCGGAUGAUGAGCGGCAGUUGCAUGCUCGGGUUGCGAGGGAGGUGUUGGCUGAUCCCAUGGGUGGGACGGGGGGCAAGGUUAUUGUAGAUGAGGCGUAG